ACACAAAAUAAUACUGAGAUUAGUGGUAUUAAUGCAGUGUUAGUGGUCGAUAAUUCCAGAGUUUGAAUCUGCUGAGUUGAACGCCUGAAAGGAGAAAGCGGAGACCUCUUACUCCAUCUCUGCCGAUCCUCUCUUCAGCUUUACCAUGUCUGACGAACCAUUUCUCACUCGUUGGAGUUUUCAGGAUUUUAAGUUUUUUUAUGAUGCAAAGUUUGGAAGGAAGAGAGAGCCGAAGCCGGAGGAGGAGGAUGCUGCAAUGGCUAGUCAGAGCAACGGGAAUACAGCAACCAAUGGAGGGACUGCGACUCAGAAUGGUGGGAGAAAGCGCGAGCUUGCCGUUUACGAGCAGUAUAGGAAUCAGGCUAGUAAUGGGACACCCUCAAAUGGAGUUUCGGCAAAUGGUGCUCAGGAUAAUAUUGUGCAGAAGCCCAUGCUUCCUCCAUUUGAAGAUGCAGAAACACGUAACCUAGCAGAAAGUCUAUGCAGGGACAUUAUUCGCGGGAGUCAAGAUGUCAAUUGGGAGAGCAUAAAGGGUCUUGAGACUGCUAAACGUCUUCUUAAAGAAGCAGUUGUCAUGCCUAUCAAAUAUCCUAAGUAUUUCACUGGACUAUUAUCUCCAUGGAAGGGCAUACUUCUGUUUGGCCCCCCAGGAACAGGAAAAACUAUGCUGGCAAAGGCUGUCGCUACAGAGUGCAAUACCACAUUUUUCAAUAUUUCAGCAUCAUCUGUUGUUAGCAAAUGGAGGGGUGACUCAGAGAAAUUGGUGAAAGUACUUUUUGAGCUUGCCAGGCAUCAUGCACCAUCUACUGUUUUCAUAGAUGAGAUUGAUUCAGUUAUUAGUCAUCGUGGCGAAGCACGUAGUGAGCAUGAAGCUAGUAGGCGUUUGAAAACUGAGCUCCUCAUACAGAUGGAUGGCUUGAGCAAAAGCAACGAACUUGUUUUUGUCUUGGCUGCAACAAAUCUUCCUUGGGAACUGGAUGCAGCUAUGCUACGGCGACUUGAGAAGAGAAUACUUGUACCCCUUCCUGACCCGGAAGCACGAAGAGGUAUGUUUGAGGAACUUCUGCCAUCAACACCUAAUGAUGAUCAAGUUCCAUAUGAUGUAAUGGUGGAAAAAACCGAAGGAUACUCAGGAUCAGACAUCAGAUUGGUGUGCAAAGAGGCUGCCAUGCAGCCACUUAGGCGAUUGGUGACAGUCCUUGAACAGAAGACAGAAGUCAUCCCUGAGGAUGAAUUGCCUCCAGUUGGACCAAUUGAACUCAAAGAUAUUGAACUGGCCUUGAAGAACACCCGUCCAUCAGCUCAUCUACAUGCACACCGUUAUGAGAAGUUUAACGAAGAUUAUGGGAGUCACAUAAUCCAAUAAGAGCUACAACUCAUAUCAUCAAUACGUUGCACAUUUGAUCACAGUUGCGUUUCACUAGGGGCAAGUGCAGUUUGUAUUUAUGGCAGGUCGACUCAAUUUCGUUAAUGAGAUUAACUUCAGCUGAAUUUUAUGGAGUUCCCACCUUGGUCUCAAGUUUGUGAAUUGGGUUGACAAUUCAUUCCUUAUUGUAGUUUUUGGUCCAAGAUAAAGGCCGAAGGGUCAAUAAAUUGUUGUUUUUAAAAAAAAAAAAAAAAAACUCUUAAAAAA
This is a messenger RNA of Chenopodium quinoa (quinoa), 1633 nucleotides long. RefSeq names its product katanin p60 ATPase-containing subunit A-like 2. Bases 146 to 1366 code for a protein of 406 amino acids. Gene Ontology annotation, molecular function: ATP hydrolysis activity; ATP binding. The transcript is spliced from 11 exons. The record is from RefSeq and is a predicted model, not a curated record. Lineage: Eukaryota; Viridiplantae; Streptophyta; Magnoliopsida; Caryophyllales; Amaranthaceae.